Molecule: messenger RNA, 2383 nt
Organism: Acanthopagrus latus (yellowfin seabream)
Lineage: Eukaryota; Metazoa; Chordata; Actinopteri; Spariformes; Sparidae
Gene: gdnfa
Product: glial cell derived neurotrophic factor a
Exons: 7
Coding region: 991-1755 (254 amino acids)
Biological process (GO): peripheral nervous system development; positive regulation of branching involved in ureteric bud morphogenesis; negative regulation of neuron apoptotic process
Molecular function (GO): receptor tyrosine kinase binding; growth factor activity; glial cell-derived neurotrophic factor receptor binding
Source: RefSeq, a predicted model, not a curated record
GGUCUGCUUAGCAAGUGAAUUGUAUUCUUUGUCCCUCAGAGUUCCAAGGGAAUAGCUUGAUCUCAGACAGUGGCCAAUAGGGUCCAGUUCCACAUCACUCCACAGCUGCUACAAGGCAUGCAUGUUGAUAUAUGGAAAUCAAGGUCUGAACUCCUUGAGCAAAGCAAGCAGUAAAUAUCCAUUGGAGUACAGAACAAUGCAGCGCAGGCGGACAGGGUGGAGGCUCAUGACAGGACUGGUAACAUGAUGACACACCAAAGGCUAGAAACACACUGAGUGAUUAUGCUGUGGUUGGACUAACCCCUGAUGCUGCAGUGUCCCUUCAGUGAGGGCAGAGAGAGUUACGACUGCUGAUGUGAAGGAUCGCUGCAAUGCCUAAAUCACAGAAACUGGACACUCUCAACAAGUUGUGACAGAACAGCUCAUAGACCGCAAACGAGAGCUUGUCGCACUCUCGGGACACAGAUAUUGCACCUUUUUUUUUUUUUCCUCGCUUCUGCGCGGGAGACGCUGAUGUCUUCAUUGGACUCCCUCUCAGUCGGAGAUGGUGGAACUCUCUCGGAUUUCCAACGUGGAAACGUAGCAUCCAAUUAAUCAGCGCCUGCAACUGUACCCCGUGAGGCGCAGUGGCACUCGGUCCGCUCUCUUCAACACCUACCUUUGGACUCUCGAGUGUGGAGAGACGCGUGCUUUGGUCGGUGCGCUGGAUCGGAGUAUGAAAAACACACCUGGUGCGGCGUCUCGGCAUUUUUUUCCUUUUCUACCAGGACGCACACCGAGUUUGAACUCGUUUUAAGGAUUUUUUUUUUCUCUCCCUCUCUCUCUCGAUUGUGGCUGUUGAAAGAUUUUUUUUUUUUUUUUUUUGAGCGUGUUCAGCUCGGGACACUAAAUGAGUCGCGUUCUCAGUUUGGAUUUUAACACCAACAGCCAAGCGACUUUCUGGUCUGCAUGGGCCAUAUUUGAGCUUUCUUCAUAGGAACUGAGUCUAAGAUGAAGUUAUGGGAUGUUUUGGCCACGUGUUUGUUGCUCCUGAGCUCUGUCGCUACACGGCCUCUCUACCAAAACACUCAGCCAGCCAAGAGGACACAUUUCCCCAGCAGCUACAGUGAUUCUGCGUCCUUGUCUGUGGAGGACGAAGAGCCAACGUUCCAGCGCGAAGACCACAACCUGCAGGAGAUCUCGAUGGAGGAUCAAUAUGACAUGGCAGGUCCCUAUCCGGAGCAAUAUGAUGAUGUAAUGGAUUUUAUCGAGGCCACCAUUGGCAGACUCAGACGAUCGUCAGAGCCCAGAGGGGGCUCCAGGGGACGGAGGGAGCAGAGACAGAGGGGAGCAGCAAACACAGGAGGCGCGCGGGGCGAGGGGAGAGGACAUGGCGACAGGAGGCGGGGUCGGGGGAGAGGGGGAAGUCGAGGUGGUAAAGGAGGGCGCGGCGAGAAAGGGAGGGAGAGGAUAUCGGUGCAGACUCGAGGCUGCUUGCUCAAGGAGGUCCACCUCAAUGUGACGGACUUGGGGCUGGGCUACCAGACUAAAGAGGAGCUGAUCUUCCGGUACUGCAGCGGCCCCUGCGCUGAGGCGGAGACCAACUAUGACAAGAUCCUCAACAACCUCACACAUAACAAGAAACUGGACAAGGACACGCCCUCUCGCACCUGCUGUCGACCAAUCGCUUUCGACGAUGACUUAUCUUUCUUGGACGACAAUGUAGUGUAUCACACGCUGAAGAAGCAUUCGGCCAGGAAGUGUGGCUGCGUCUGAGGGAGUCACGUGGAUUCGACAAAAUGACAGACAUGACCAGCAUCGGUGAACUACGGAUCACCCCGAUAAGCCUGUGCUGCAAAGGGAGGGAUCACUGUUGCGAAUGGGCAUAUGAGGUCGAAGAUGGAGUGUAUUGUCUCUAAUUUUUGUCAGUAGUUGUCUAAGGAGGCACAGGUGAGUAUAUAAAGACCACCUGUGUGACCUGAAAGAGGAUGGAACAUUUACUUAAAUUUGACAGUCCAUGCUCAUUCCUUCAGAAACCCUGACAUGUGCAGAAAUGAUUCAGGUGUUUACCAAUUUGCAGAGGAAGCGAUACUGUUACACUUCCAGAUGUGCUAACUGUGCUGUCUAGAAAGGUGAGCGCGAAGAAAACUUCUGACUGAGUUGGCUUUGUUUUUCUAGAAGAAUUCAUUUUCCCAGGAAGGUCAAUUUUUCCAUUGCUGGCUCCUAAGACUGCAGAUGAACGCUGAGAUUUGAAGAGUCUGUUCAGCUGCAGUCUAAAUCACUUCCACUGCAAAGUCUGGAUGCUGACAUUUACAUUCAGAGCCAAUGGAUGACAAACACCACACCGGAGUUCAGCAAAGACUUUUGGUGCAACGCAUCUACAUUAAAUCCAAUCAUAUAUAUA